AGGACUGCUAACCACCAAUUACGAUUGAGAGGCGGUAAAGGAGCUGGUAUAGCUAUCAGGGACCAUGGAUCCCCAUCUUCAGCGUGGUCUCCAUGACAAGCUAUACGAGAAACGGAAGGCAGCCGCCUUGGAACUGGAAAGACUUAUACGAGAUACCGCCGCUCUCCCUGACUCCCUCCCCAAACUCCGCCAAAUCGUCGAUCAACUCUGCGCGGAUACAUAUUCCUCUUCUCAUCCUCACAUACGAAAUGGAGGUUUGAUUGGUUUGGCGGCAGCCUGUAUCGCUCUCGGUCCCUCUGUCGCCCGGUUUUUGGAGGACAUUAUACCCCCCGUCCUAGCCUGCUUCACAGACCAAGACUCCCGCGUCCGGUACUACGCCUGCGAAUCCAUGUACAACAUCGCCAAAGUUGCAAAAGGCGAAACCCUCCUCUACUUCAACGAAGUCUUCGAUUCACUCUGCAGAUUAGCCGCCGACUCGGAACUGAGCGUGAAGAAUGGAGCGGAGUUGUUGGAUCGACUCGUUAAGGACAUCGUAAGUGAGAAGGCGGCGACGUAUGUUAGUGUGUUGCAGGGGGAUGGGUAUGGGAGUGGGGUUGUGACGCCGGUGAGUGAGGAGGAGGAGGACGAUGGGGGACGACCGAGAUAUGCGAGGGAGGUGGAGAGGACGACGGCGUUCUCGUUGGAGAGGUUUAUUCCAAUGGUGGCGGAGCGGAUAUAUGUUAUCAACCCCUUCACGAGAACAUUCCUCGUCUCGUGGAUUAUCCUCCUCAAUUCGAUCCCCGACCUCGAACUCAUCACCCACCUCCCCGCCUUCCUUGACGGGUUACUCAAAUUCCUCGCUGAUCCAAACAAAGACGUACGCACCGCAACACACGUCGCACUCAACGAUUUCCUAGCCGAAAUCCGACGUAUCGCGGAAAUCAAGAAAAUCAGCGGGAAGACAGCACCAGUGAACGGAACACAAACGCAAACGCAAACACAGAGCGACGACACAGGCGCAGGGAAGAGCUUCAGUGACGCAGACAGUGCGAGCCACGGGCAUAGUCAACCAGAUACGGAUGGUAUCGCACACUCUCUCAUCUCCCCCUCAACCCCAACCCUCCCCUUCGUCUCCGAACCCUCACCCCUAAAUCCAAUCCCCAACCCUUCUUCCUCCGAUAUCUACAUCCCCGGCCAAGACGUCCCCAUCUCCCACCCCGCUCUCCUCCACAUCCUCCUCCCCCACCUCUCCUCGCCCAUCGAGGAAAUACAACAUACAGCACUAACAUGGGUCAACGAGCUUUUCGGAAUCUGUGGGCAGGAGUUAUUGGAGUUUGUGCCGAGGGUGUUGGAGAGGGUACUUCCGGUUUUAUCGAGUGGGGUGGAGAAGGUGAGGGGGAAAGCGGGGGAGGUUAGUGGGAAUUUGAGGGGAUUGGUGAUGGGGUUGCCUGAGCCAGCUGUUGAGAUGGGAGGAGGGAGGGGGAGUGGGAGUGGGGAAGGGAGGAAGGGGAGUUGGUCGGCACAGAGUGAGGGCUCCAGAAGUUUGUCGCCUGUUACGAUGAAGAAGAGUAGUAUGACUAGCGCGUUGAGUGAACCUCAGUCUUCUAGCCUGGUCGAGAGCCAAAGUCCUGUUGUCGGGUUUGCAGAGAAGGAGAAGGAAGAGAAGGGCGGGAAUGGACUUGAUUAUGCGACGACGGUGAGUGCACUGACACUACAGUUCUUGAACGAGCAUGAGGAGACGCGGGUAGCAGCCUUGGAUUGGUUGUACUGGCUGCACAAGAAAGCCCCAACGAAGGUUCUAGCCAUGGACGAUGGCACGUUUCCGGUACUGCUAAAGACACUAUCUGAUCCAUCGGAGAAAGUCGUCACCCGCGACCUCCAACUCCUCGCACUCGUCUCGUCAUCGACAUCAGACGACUACUUCACCUCCUUCAUGCUCAACCUCGUCUCCCUCUUCUCCACCGACCGCCGUCUCCUCGAAAUACGCGGUUCCUUGAUUGUGCGACAACUCUGCGUCAGUCUGAGUGGGGAGCGGAUAUACCGGACACUCGCGGAGAUCUUGGAGAGGGAUGAUGAUUUGGAGUUUGCGGGGAUUAUGGUGCAGAAUUUGAGUAUGGGGUUGAUUACGGCGCCAGAGUUGGGGGAUUUGAGGAAGAGGUUGAGAAAUUUGGAGACGAAGGAUGGGCAGUUGCUUUUUACGAGUUUGUAUCGGUCGUGGUGUCAUAACGCUGUUGCGACAUUCAGUCUCUGCUUACUGGCUCAAGCAUACGAACAAGCCUCCAACCUGUUGCAGAUCUUUGCCGAUCUGGAAAUCACGGUGUCCCUCCUCAUCCAAGUCGACAAGUUGGUACAGCUACUCGAAUCGCCCGUUUUCACAUACCUCCGCCUUCAACUCCUCGAACCAGAAAAGUAUCCCUACCUCUUCAAAUGCCUAUACGGCCUCCUUAUGCUUCUUCCCCAAUCAUCUGCCUUCGCUACCCUCCGAAAUCGACUCAAUGCGGUGAACAGUAUGGGAUUUAUCCACCUCGCUCCGAAAACGCCCUCUACCGUUUUCGAGAGAGGAACGGGAAGCGGGGUAGGAGUAGGGCCCAAGGGCAGGAAGGGCGUAGACGAGAUCAAAUGGCCAGAGUUACUGGAAAAGUUCCGGAAUGUGCAGCUACGACACGAGAAAGCCCGACGAACCGCAACGCUCAAGAACCCGCCUGUGUUUGCGUUUGACCCGUUGUCUACCAGACCUCACGAAACACCCAAUUCGACACCUAAGGAGAAUGGGAUGGGGAAGGAUGGGGGACUGAGUAGGGGUGGGAGUACGCCGAGUACACCGACGACGGCGGGACCAGGCGCGAAUGGGAAAGGACAUGGGAGGAGUAAGAGUAUUGGGUUGGCCAAUCGGCUAUAUCAGGCCAGGCAGAAGAGGAAAGAGUAAGAUCGAUGUGAGGAGAAGUGCUCCUGUGGGAUUGAGCUGUGGGAUGGUGAUACCAUGGUAAUACCAGAUAGCAUGUGGAGAAUUUGAAGCAAGAUGUAGUCAGUGGUAUCUGAAAAGAGAUGUACCAAAAGAGUGGUAUAAGAAGAAACCCGACAACGCCAAAAAGUCACAAACACGCGAGUACGCGUUUACCAAAUGUGAGAAAUCCCAAAAAU
Saitoella complicata NRRL Y-17804 is the source of this 3120-nucleotide messenger RNA. Its product is annotated as ARM repeat-containing protein. Bases 65 to 2905 code for a protein of 946 amino acids. Gene Ontology annotation, biological process: phosphatidylinositol biosynthetic process; positive regulation of kinase activity. Lineage: Eukaryota; Fungi; Ascomycota; Saitoellomycetes; Saitoellales; Saitoellaceae. The transcript has 8 exons. Gene Ontology annotation, cellular component: PAS complex; fungal-type vacuole membrane; endosome membrane. The record is from RefSeq and is a predicted model, not a curated record.